Effrenium voratum is the source of this 1789-nucleotide messenger RNA. The record is from the annotation of a GenBank genome assembly. NCBI's taxonomy places the organism in Eukaryota, Dinophyceae, Suessiales, Symbiodiniaceae.
AGCCUUGGCUCCAAGAGGGCACGGCGUUGAGCGACUUUUCGUGGGAGGUGAACGGUGAGCCAUGCCCUACGAGGAGGAUGGAGAGUCUUGGGACCUCAACUACGCCCAGCAUGUCGAUGGCAUGGCCGAGAACAGGCCCGGGCACAAGAAGUUCGACGCGUACCGCCUGCCCAAGUGGGUGAAGCAUCCUUUGUCGCACCCCUUCAGCGGGAUCACCAUUGGUCCCGACGCCUACGCAUACGCAUGCCUCAACGGCUCGUUGGACGGCUUGACCAACUUCCUUGGUUGGGGUCCUGCUCACAUUGCCUGCAUGUAUGGCAACAUGGACAUGCUGAAGGCCUGCACCGAGCAAGAGCUGAGCGCGCAGACCUUCAACGGGGAGACGCCUGCCUGGUACUCGGUGCGCUACGGCACCCCCUGGUGCUUGCAAUGGCUGGUGGAGCACGGCGCGGACACCACCACGCCGGAUCUCAACGGGAACGCUCCCGCACAGUUGAUUCACCUGAACAACCGGAACGACGGCCCAGAAAUGGAGUGGCUCGAGGCCGCCAUCAAGGGAGAGUUGACGGACAAGAAGAACCAGCAAGCCCAGGAGGCCAAGCUCAAGAAGUGGCGAUUUGAAGGUCUGGACGACAAGGCGGAGGAUUGGCUGGACAAGAACAAGGCCAAGCAGCGCAAGCACCUGUACAAGACCGGCGACUUCGCGGAUCCCUACCCUCUGCCGGCCCCGGAGGAGCUCUGGGCCAAGAUGGACUUGCCUCGCAGCACCAUCCCGCGGCCGCCGGCCAAGAGCAAGCCGCCGCUGCCGGUGGCUAUGCUCUUCCCCGGCCAGGGCUCCCAGUAUAAGGGCAUGCUCCAGAACUGCCUGGAGAUCCCGGCGGUGGAGAAGAUGCUGGAGAAGGCCGAGGCGGUGCUCGGCUGGAGCGUGAAGAAGCUUUGUUUGGAGGGCCCGGAGGAGCAACUCAGCGCGACGGAGUACUGCCAGCCGAUCAUGUUUGUGGCUGGCAUGGCGGGCAUCGAACUCAUGAAGCAGACGAAGAGGGAGAUGGUCGACCGUGUGCAGGCUGUGGCGGGGCUCAGCCUGGGCGAGUACACCGCCAUUUGCGCUGCCGGGGUGCUGGAGUUCGAGGAUUGCCUUCAGCUGGUGAAGCUGCGGGCGGCGGCCAUGCAGAAGGCCACCGAGACGUCCCCGCAGUCCAUGUGCUCGGUGGCUGGCCUGGACCGUAACACUGUGGAGCGACUCUGCAAGGAGGCGAAGGGGGACAGCCCCGACGCGGUGUGCCAGAUCGCCAACGUGCUCUUCCCCGCGGGCUUCACCUGCGGCGGCUCCAAAGCGGCAAUCGACAAGCUCUGCGAGCUCGCCACGAAGGCCCGAGCACUGCAAGCGCGCCCGAUCAAGACCGGGGGCGCCUUCCAUACGCCGCUCAUGGAGCCGGCGAAGAAGGAGUUGGAGCAGGCCAUCGACGCCGCCUUCCCCAAGAUGAAGCCUCCACGGUGUGCGGUGUACUUUAACAUCACUGGCAAAAAGGUGCCUGCAGGUUCGAAGCCGGCGGAGUUCGUGGAUUAUAUGAAGAGGCAGAUGACCAGCGAGGUGCUCUGGGAGCAGACGGUGCGGCACAUGGUCUUCGAUGGGGUGAAGGACUUCUUCGAGGUGGGCCCCCACAAGCAGCUCAAGGCCAUGAUCAAGAGGAUAGAUCAAGACGCCUUCAAGCGGACCGAAAACAUCGCAGUCUGAGCGUCUUUGGCCGAGGUGCGGAAUUUAUUCUUAAGCUGAAGGGAACGUUACCAA